AGAGAAUGUUAUUUAACGUUUGGAAAUGGAGUCCUAAACUUCAAGAAGAGGAACGCAAAGUUUCAGGGAUGAAUUAAGACAGGUUUGAAAGAUUUCUUAGAACUUAGGACGGAGACAGCUGAGUCUUCCAGAAGGCAUGGGAUUAUGUGUUCAUGAACCAUACAAUCUCACUCUCACCGUUGCUGCUUUCUCUCAAGUCUCAAGAAGUAAGCAUUGUUUUUCCUCUCUAUGUAGCUGGCAGUAAUAAGAUCAGUCUUACUUUUCCUCUCACUGCCGCUGCCGGAACCUCCGAACUUUUAGUCAAUAUCGAUUGAAAUUUGAAGACAAAUCCAAUCUGAGAUUCCGAUUGGCUGGUACACGGCGACACGAUAUCUUCAUGAUAGGUGUCUUUCCUUGAUUGGGUGGACUCCGAGAUUGGCGGAGUGAUAAAACAGAAGACUCCGUCCCGGAGAGUAAUUCUCGUCGGACGCAGUGGCCCCCGACCGGCAUCCUUAAAGUUAGGGAGGAAGAGGAAAGGGGAAAGGACGGAGAGAGAGAGAGAGUCCGAGCCAAUCGGUUCUCUUUAGGGUGUGAUGAGGGCCUGAAGGCCAGGCGAAUGGCGAGAAAUAAUUGGUUGACCUAAACUUUUGCCAGCUGUCAAAUAGGGUAGGAGUAAGUGCGAAAAAAGUGCGGGGACUCCCAUCAGUUUCCUGAUUUAACUCAAAGAAGACAGUUAGCGUUUCAAUUUCCUAAUUCAUUCAUACUAACUAGGAAGCAGCAGUUCUCUUGCUAAAUCCGCUUUCUCAACCCUCUUCUUGCAGUUUCCUAAUUCAAUUAUGAUUGGAACAAUGCCCAGCUACUACUUAUAUACUAAUCACUCACUACAAUCAGUUAAACGUUUACCCACGAAGCAGCAGCAGCCCGGAACAAGAACAAGAACAAGAAGAAAAAGAAGAAGACUUUUCCAGGUUAUACUCUGUUUCUAGAUCCUCCCAAACAUGUCAGAAAGUGAGACCAAUACAAGCACUUCAGAUAUUAAAAACAUGGGAUCUCACGUUUUUUCACCUUCAGAUCCUACCCUAAUUCCAAGCUAUGGAAGCCCUCUUGUACAAAGCAGUGAAGGAUUAUUUGACCCUUUUAGUAUAGGACAAAAUCCUUCUUUAAAUCAAAUAUUCAGAGCAAGCCCACAAGAAGACUUCCAAUUAACAGAUUAUUCUAAUGGAGAAGCAGCUUUGGAUGCCAACUGGCUUUUCUACAAUUAUAUGGGGAUUUGGGGAGAUUCCGCUUGGUAUACCCAGGAUGCAUUGAAUAAUGACAUAGUGUUGAUGGCCAAGCAUAAGCAGGGCUGUCAGUUCUUGCAGAACAUUUUGAUUGGGAAGGACCCAUGCGGUACCAAGAUAAUAUUUGAAGGAGUUUUGGAGUGCAUUGUUGAUCUCAUGUCACAUCCGUCCGGCAAUUAUAUUUUCCAGAGGCUAGUGGAAGUAUGCAGCAUUGACCAGUUACAAGAAAUUGUGCUCAGAAUUACCAGAGAAAGAGGUGCACUCAUACAUGCUGCAGUCGAUCAUUUUGGAACCCGUUCUGUUCAGAAACUCGUAAAGAUGACCAAAAAGUUACCGUUGAUCACGUAUGUUAUAUCAGCUCUAGCUCCAGGAAUACUAGCUUUGAUGCUCAACCAAACGGGAAGCCAUGUGAUCCGUCAUUGUUUAGUUCACCUGGAUAGUCAGCAAAACAGAGUCAUAUUCGAGGUUGCAGUGAAGUAUUGUUUGAGACUGGCCACACAUGAACAAGGAUGCGUCUCCCUGAACAAUUGCAUAGACUGCAUUAAGGAUCCCCAUAGAAAACAACUCAUAAACAUGAUCUCAGUGAAUGCUGUGCAACUUUCACAGGAUCCUUUUGGGAACUAUGUUGUCCAGCGUGUCCUAGCACUCCAAAACCCAGAAUUUACUAAGAUUAUAUGCUAUCAACUUCAAGGCUAUUAUGUGCUUCUCUCAAUGCAGAAAUGUGGGAGCCAUGUUGUAGAGAAAUGCUUAAAAUCUCCUUGGAUAUCAAAUAUUGUCAAUGAGUUUCUAGCCAAUGACAAACUAGUCCAGCUUGCUCGGGAUCCAUUUGGAAACUAUGUCAUACAAACAGCACUCAAGUUAUGCACUAUGGCCUGUAUCAGCUUCUGGUGAUUGUACUCCAACCUCAUCUGUCGGAUCUCCAGUACCAUCCAAAUGGAAGGAACAUAUUCAAGUUUAUCAAUGGUAGCAUUUAAGUUAAAUACUGGACAGUAUAACCUUGGAUGGAGACAAGUUCUAUCAAAAACAUGUUGCAAAAUCUUGUUCGUUUUUUUCUUGGCUGGGAGGUUUUUUUUUUUUGUUAUUUGAAUGAACACUGUGUCUACUGUCUGUAGUUUAGGGUAUUUGGAAGGGGGGGGGGAGCGCGUUAUGCUUCAGUUCAUUGGAGUUUGCAGAGAAUCAACUCUGUAUGUAGAUGUACACUAUGGCUUUCAACUCUUUGUUUGUUCCUACCUAGUAUGUUUCUUUAUUAUAAUACAGAGCUGUCUGAUCCUCUUCUUUGUA
Molecule: messenger RNA, 2540 nt
Organism: Nelumbo nucifera (sacred lotus)
Lineage: Eukaryota; Viridiplantae; Streptophyta; Magnoliopsida; Proteales; Nelumbonaceae
Product: pumilio homolog 12-like
Biological process (GO): post-transcriptional regulation of gene expression
Cellular component (GO): cytoplasm
Molecular function (GO): mRNA binding
Source: RefSeq, a predicted model, not a curated record